Molecule: messenger RNA, 1506 nt
Organism: Arabis nemorensis
Lineage: Eukaryota; Viridiplantae; Streptophyta; Magnoliopsida; Brassicales; Brassicaceae
Source: the annotation of a GenBank genome assembly
AUGAAUUCGGAAUCGUUGGAGAAUCUCCACCGUCCAUUAAUCGAAUCGUCGAAAUCGUUCGUCGAUUACCGUCUCGAGACAGUGUUAACGGAUCGAGAGCUGCCGUAUCUCCGGCGGAUUUACUUGGCGGUGAUGAUAGAGAUGAAGUUUCUCUUCCACUUGGCUGCUCCGGCGAUCUUCGUCUACGUUAUUAACAACGGAAUGUCGAUUCUCACUCGUAUCUUCGCCGGUCACGUCGGUAGCUUCGAACUCGCCGCCGCUUCACUCGGUAACAGUGGAUUCAACAUGUUCACCUAUGGACUUCUGCUUGGUAUGGGAAGUGCGGUGGAGACGUUAUGUGGACAAGCACACGGAGCUCACCGUUACGAAAUGCUCGGAGUUUACCUCCAAAGAUCAACGGUGGUUCUAAUCAUAACCUGUCUUCCGAUGUCACUUCUCUUCAUUUUCUCGAAUCCGAUCUUAAACUCACUCGGUGAGCCAGAACAAGUAGCAUCACUGGCUUCGGUAUUCGUCUACGGUAUGAUCCCAGUCAUAUUCGCAUACGCAGUAAAUUUCCCGAUCCAAAAAUUCCUCCAAUCACAAAGCAUUGUCACUCCUAGUGCUUACAUCUCCGCCGCAACACUAGUUAUCCACUUUGGCCUUUCAUGGAUCGCUGUGUAUCGACUAGGGUUUGGUCUUUUGGCUCUGUCUUUGAUUCAUAGCUUGUCGUGGUGGAUCAUUGUUGUGGCUCAGAUUGUUUAUAUUAAAAUGAGUCCGAGAUGUCGUCGGACUUGGGAUGGUUUUAGUUGGAAAGCUUUUGAAGGUCUUUGGGAUUUUUUCCGAUUAUCGGCGGCUUCCGCCGUGAUGCUCUGUCUUGAGUCGUGGUAUACUCAGAUUCUGGUUUUACUCGCCGGACUUCUCAAGAACCCUGAGCUUGCUUUGGAUUCACUUGCAAUCUGCAUGUCAAUUUCUGCAGUAUCGUUUAUGGUAUCCGUUGGAUUCAACGCAGCUGCAAGUGUGAGAGUAAGCAAUGAAUUAGGAGCCGGGAACCCGAGGGCUGCUGCAUUUUCCACGGCAGUCACAACGGGAGUAUCGUUUUUACUAGCGGUUUUCGAAGCCAUUGUGCUUUUAUCGUGGCGACAUGUCAUCAGUUACGCGUUUACUGAUAGUCCUGCAGUGGCCGAGGCCGUUGCGGAUUUAUCUCCCUAUUUAGCCGUCACUAUUAUCCUCAACGGAAUUCAGCCUGUUUUGUCCGGUGUGGCGGUUGGAUGUGGAUGGCAAGCAUUUGUGGCGUACGUUAACAUUGGAUGUUACUAUGUUGUGGGGAUUCCAGUUGGUUUCGUCCUUGGUUUCACUUAUGAUAUGGGAGCUAAGGGAAUAUGGACAGGGAUGAUUGGUGGUACAUUGAUGCAAACAAUAAUCUUAGUGAUUGUCACAAUCCGAACUGAUUGGGAUAAAGAGGUGGAAAAAGCUUCGAGCCGAUUGGACCAGUGGGAAGAGAGUCGUGAGCCACUUCUGAAGCAAUAA